Closterium sp. NIES-65 is the source of this 513-nucleotide messenger RNA. Lineage: Eukaryota; Viridiplantae; Streptophyta; Zygnematophyceae; Desmidiales; Closteriaceae. The record is from the annotation of a GenBank genome assembly.
AUGGAUAAAUAUGAGUUGCGUUGGGGCCGGGUCUUCACUUGUCAAGAGGAGGAAAGGCCGCGGCACGGACUCCCCGUCGUGCCGGCCAGCCGAGAGAUAGGGGUGGUGCAGGGUGUGACGGGCGGCGGCAGACUCGGCACACCGACGAACGGCGCGCCAUGGUGGAGAAACACGUUCCACGUGCACAGCGACGAGCACCGCCACCCGCGCGACGAAGGGGUGUUCCGCUCCCAAGAAGGGGGAGGCCGGCGACGUGAUGAGCGAGGCCGCUGGCGGGCGAGGGAGGGAUUCUCGCAGGUGCAGGGAGAAGGCUCUGACGUCCGCCAGGUCAAGCAGGAUCUGCGGGCUGAGCGGACGCGGGAGGAGAGUGACAAGGAGGAUGAGCAGGAGUACGGCGACGAGCCGGUGUAUGAUGACAGGCAAGGGUACGGCAGUGGGCGGGCGCACGGCGACGAGCCGGAGUACGGCGGUGAGCAGGAACGCGGCGAUGAGCCGGAGUACGGCGGCAAGUAG